AAAAUUGGUUUAAUCACUUCGAGUUUGAACGGUCAACAUAGAGCGACCCUUAAAAUCCAGCCUUUUUUUUCUCCCAUUCUUCUUUGACACUCUCCUCCAACUCGUCAUCAGACCUCGCCACCGAAGAAAAAAGAACCAGAAAUUUGAGCGAGAGAAAACGAGAGAUAAGAAGAAAGCCAACACGAUCUUUGUCGUCGGAAUCGAGAGGGGAAAGAGGAGGGUUGAUUGCUCGGUAUCUGUGUCGCCGUUUCGUUGUUUUGACGUGAUUAGGCAGAUCGGAGCGGCGAUCUCCGGAGGCGUCGGCUGGAUCUCGUAAAUGAAUUGGCUCACCUUGACAAAGUCGCUUGUGCAAUCCAUUGAAUUCAGAUUGUUUUAGGUAUUUGCACCAGAUGUCUUCAGCGAGUGUGGUGACUUCAUCAGGGAUGAAAAAUGCCAGUGGCACUAGUGUUGGUAUGGACAGAUUGCCAGAUGAGAUGAAUGAUAUGAAGAUAAGGGAUGACAAGGAGGUGGAAGCAACAGUUGUUGAUGGCAACGGGACCGAAACUGGUCAUAUAAUUGUAACCACUAUUGGUGGAAGAAAUGGCCAGCCAAAACAGACUAUAAGCUAUAUGGCUGAGCGAGUCGUAGGACAUGGAUCAUUUGGAAUUGUGUUCCAGGCAAAGUGUCUGGAGACAGGCGAAACAGUAGCAAUAAAGAAGGUUCUUCAAGACAAGAGGUACAAGAACCGUGAGCUGCAAACCAUGCGUCUUCUUGAUCAUCCAAAUAUUGUUUCUCUGAAGCAUUGCUUCUUUUCAACAACUGAGAAGGAUGAGCUAUAUCUUAACUUGGUACUUGAAUAUGUGCCCGAGACUGUUCAUCGUGUUGUCAAACACUACAACAAGAUGAACCAACGUAUGCCACUAAUAUAUGUGAAACUUUACAUGUACCAGAUCUGCAGAGCAUUGGCUUAUAUUCAUGGCAGCAUUGGAGUGUGCCACAGAGACAUUAAGCCACAAAAUCUUCUGGUCAACCCACAUACUCAUCAGCUGAAACUCUGUGACUUUGGUAGUGCAAAAGUUUUGGUGAAGGGAGAACCAAAUAUAUCCUAUAUCUGCUCAAGAUACUAUAGAGCUCCUGAGCUUAUAUUUGGUGCAACCGAGUACACCACAGCAAUCGACAUCUGGUCUGCUGGCUGUGUUCUUGCUGAACUCCUACUAGGACAGCCUCUCUUUCCUGGCGACAGUGGAGUUGACCAGCUUGUUGAAAUAAUCAAGGUCUUAGGCACCCCAACAAGGGAAGAAAUCAAAUGCAUGAACCCAAAUUAUACAGAGUUUAAAUUCCCACAGAUUAAAGCUCACCCAUGGCACAAGAUCUUCCAUAAAAGAAUGCCGCCUGAGGCUGUGGAUCUUGUGUCUAGACUCCUUCAGUACUCCCCAAACCUGCGAUGUACUGCUCUGGAUGCAUUGAUUCAUCCAUUUUUUGAUGAGCUUCGUGAUCCAAGUACCCGUCUACCAAAUGGUCGUUUUCUGCCCCCUCUCUUUAAUUUCAAGCCUCAUGAGUUGAAAGGUGUGCCAAUGGAGAUCUUAUCGAAGUUGAUUCCAGAGCAUGCGAGAAAGCAAUGUGCCUUCCUAGGAUUAUAAGCUCGUCGAUAGAAUGAUUGCCUAAAAAUAGCCCGGGUAUGUGCUGUAGGGAAGAAAUGCGAAUCUUCUGAGAUUUGGGAGUUGGUGGCGGAGGUGGUCGGAUGAAACUAUGUUGCUAUGUUGUGUGUAUUUCCAUCACUGCCUUGUUCUGUGAAGUAGUCCGAGAAGCUUCUGCUACGCCCAGAACCUCUAUGGGUCUCUGUUAACCCUUGGUUUCUGUCAUCCAUCACUGUAGAUUUAUAACAUUAUAUGUAGAGAGUAGAGAGAUUGCCUUUGUUUUGUUGAUUUAUUCGAAAUAUGGAUCGAAAUGCUGUUUCCGGGUUCCAAUAUGAUAUUGUCGUGUUAUUCCUGUUAGGGAAAACAUCA
This is a messenger RNA of Phoenix dactylifera (date palm), 1985 nucleotides long. RefSeq names its product shaggy-related protein kinase alpha. Lineage: Eukaryota; Viridiplantae; Streptophyta; Magnoliopsida; Arecales; Arecaceae. Gene Ontology annotation, cellular component: nucleus; cytoplasm. Gene Ontology annotation, biological process: peptidyl-threonine phosphorylation; cell differentiation; signal transduction. Gene Ontology annotation, molecular function: protein serine/threonine kinase activity; ATP binding. The record is from RefSeq and is a predicted model, not a curated record.